AUGCCGCAUCAGACCAACGUUCAGAUGUCCGAGACCCAAGCCCGGUCGCGUCAGGGGCACCUUCGUGCAUCAUGGUGGCCACCGCCCCUAGGGCGGCUUAUGAAAUGGAGGAGCCCGAGCAUCCUAGACCAGGCUCACCACGAAAGCGUCGAAUUGUACUCAUCACUCGUCCUCAUGACCAGGAAUAGAUACUCGCAGACACGAAAGAACGACAGGAAGCCGCUCAAGGUCUUCCAGGCCAACGUCGGCAAGAUCCCUCCAGCUCACGACUGCGCUCUAGCACUCGCCGACUCGGAACGAUAUGACAUCGUACUUCUACAGGAGCCAUGGACAACUCAUACGAAAACUCGCUGUCUGACCAAAACGCAUCCUGCAUACGACACAUUCACGCCCGUCGAAGUAUGGGACAGUAACGAGACUAGGCCUAGAGUGAUGACAUAUGUCCGACGAGACCCAAGACUUCUCGCUGACCAGAUCCGACCCUUCCAGACUCGCGAUAUCCUCUGGCUCACGAUCAACGACAUGACGAUCGCCAACUUCUAUCGCCAGUAUGACGAGAGGGAUGCCCUAGACACGCUGCUUCGCUGGCCUGUUCCGGAGCGCUGCCUCGUUGCUGGCGAUUUCAAUGCCAGGCACCAUAGCUGGCAGACGGGCCUAGCGACGAACCGCGGCCACGAGAUAGCAGGCUGGGCGUCAGAGAAUGACCUCAGCCUCCUCAACACCCUAGAUAUCCCGACAAAUCCACACGGCAACACGAUUGACCUGGCCUUCACCAAUAUGCCACUGGCCGAAGCUACCGUCGAGGACCAUCUCGCCACCAGCUCCGACCACUUCACGCUCAGCUUGACCUUCCUCGACGUCAGAUCGACUCCGGUACAACCGGCCAAGAUCCGAGUUAAGACGAGAGACGAGCUUAAGCGGUUCGCCGAGAUUGUAGAACUGGGAGCCACGGAAAUUCCCCUCACCGGUUCGACCUCGGAAGAGCUUGACGAACUUGCGUCUGCACUUGUAAAUCUACUAACAUCAGCAGCGAAGGCAGCUGGCCGGCCCGCGCGGAAAGGCGGACGUUCAGCUCCCUGGUGGACGGAGGAGUGCGCCGACGCUGCGGCUGUUUUCCGAGCCAUCAGAAGAAGCUACCCUCUCGGCUUCAGCCAGGACGUUCAGAUCGCCAAAAGAGACUUUCAUCGUGUGACCCGUCGCGCGAAGAGGAACUAUUGGCGGAACCUCGUCGACAGCUUCUCCAGCAGUGCCGAUGUUUUCAAAGCUGUCCGGUGGCUGAAGUCCCCAGGAGCCUUUCAGCCGCCACCUCUACAAGUCGACAGCGUCGUCUACGAAACCCAGAUGGAUAAAGCCAACGCACUCCGACAGGCUACGCUUGAACGAAGAACUGCGGAGGACGACAUCGUAAACGCAUGGACACCAGUAUUUCCUUCUAGCCUGAUCCCUUUCUCGCCCGAGAUCUCGCUGGAAGAGGCGCAGUGGGCGACCGUCCAGACAGGCAACACAUCGCCAGGGUCAGACAACAUCACCGUCAAUCUUCUCCAAGCCGUAUGGCACAUCAUCGGGACACAUGUCCGCCGCUUGUUCGAAGGAUGCCUUUCCGCAGGCCAUCAUCCGAAACUAUUCAAGGAGGCGGAGGUGGUCAUGAUCGCCAAACCGGGACGACGCGAUCUCACAGAGCCACGGGCUUGGCGACCGAUCUCUUUGCUCUCCUGCCUUGGCAAAGGAUUGGAGCGGCUGAUAGCACGCCGUCUAGCAUGGGCCGCCAUAUACUAUAAUGUCUUGCAUUCGCAGCAGGCCGGAGCACUGCCCAAGAGGUCGGCAACAGACCUGGUGACCGCCUUGAUCCACGAUAUCGAAGAAGCAUUCGCACGCAAGAAGGUGGCCACCCUGGUCACGAUGGAUAUCCAAGGUGCCUUUGACACCGUCAUGCGCAACAGACUAGUCUUGCGUCUCCGUGAACAAGGCUGGCCCGACCAUCUGGCUAGAUGGGCCGAGUCUUUCAUGAUGGAUCGAUCAGCCCGGGCGACACAAUAG
Fusarium mangiferae is the source of this 2037-nucleotide messenger RNA. RefSeq lists its product as uncharacterized. Bases 1 to 2037 code for a protein of 678 amino acids. The transcript is spliced from 2 exons. The record is from RefSeq and is a predicted model, not a curated record. Lineage: Eukaryota; Fungi; Ascomycota; Sordariomycetes; Hypocreales; Nectriaceae. Gene Ontology annotation, molecular function: catalytic activity.